AUGUCUUGCUCGUCGUCGUCGUCGGAGUCGGAGGACGAAGGAAGGGACGCGUACAGGAAAGGAGGCUACCACGCUGUGAGGGUGGGGGACGCGUUUGGGGGAGGCCGCUACGUUGCGCAGAGGAAACUCGGCUGGGGCCACUUCUCCACCGUCUGGCUCGCCUACGACCUCCGCGGCAACGUAAACAUCUGUGCAGUUCUUCAUCUCAAAUCCAUUCCUGUCCUUGAUCUGGUGCUAACCUUGUCGAAUACGUGAUUCUUUCGGUUGAGGUUUCAGCGGAGGCCGGUGAUUCUCAGGAUCGGGCUCCCGGAUCCCUUUAGAUUUCUAUCGCAAGAGUGGAUUAUCAAUUCUUCGGGUGCCUCUUCCUUGUUUAGCCUUCUCAUCUUUGACGUGGUCUUUUCAAUUUCGGUCGUUAUUAGGAUCUGCUCUGGAAAAUUUUCCCAUUUUAUGUUUUAUAGUGUAAUUAUCCUACGAUUGACCUCUAAUUGCUCCCACUCGUUCGGAUCAUCGACCCCCAAUUGCUACAAGAGUUUGCGAUGGAGAAACACAAAAUCUCAGAGAGAAAUUCGGGUCUCGACAGCUUUCUAUUCAUUGGCCCCCUCAUGCCGUCAGUUUCCAUCAAUUACUUUAAAAAAAUCAGUAUUAUCAGUAUUCAUGUUCAUAGAUGCCAGUUUCUCUUGAGUAUAUUGGUUGGUAGGUAGGUAUUACUAGUUCUGCAUCAUCAUCUUCCUGGUCUUUGCGGCCACGGGGCUGAUGGAUCCUUGGUUAUUUCUGAUCUUUUUUCCAUGAAAGAUGAGAUAAAUCCUUCUGGCGUUGACCAGAUAAAAUUGGAAAUCGAAUUGUGAUUCCAUUCCCUUUCCUAUUCAUAUUUUUUCGUAUGAUGUCCAUAUGAUCUUAGCCUUGCUGUCACCAUUUUGACUUCUUCGACGUCUUCUUGUGGCUUCUGCAGAGAUAUGUGGCUCUAAAAAUCCAGAAAAGCGCAGGCGAAUUCGCGGAGUCAGCGCGCCAUGAGAUCGGGAUCUUAUCUGCGAUAGCAGAAGGUGACCCUGCUAACUCAAGGUCUAUAGUCCGUCUGCUGGAUAGCUUCAAGCACACUGGGCCCAAUGGGCAGCACCUCUGCCUCGUGGUAGAGUUUCUUGGCGACAGUCUGCUCCGGCUGAUUCGAUAUAACCGCUACAAAGGACUGGGGCUGAACAGGGUUAGAGAGAUCUGCAGGUCGAUCUUGUCUGGUCUUGACUAUUUGCACAGAGAACUGGGAAUCAUUCACACCGACUUAAAACCGGAGAACGUGCUCCUCGUCUCCACCAUUGAUCCUUCCAAGGACCCAGUGAGGUCUGGGAUCCCCCCCAUCCUGGAAAAGCCAGAGGGGAACCUCAAUGGCGGGAUCAUAUCCAGUAUCAUUGAGAAAAGAUUGAAGAAGAAGGCGAGAAGGGCAGUAGCCAAGAUUUCUGAGAGGCGGUCGUCCUUUGUGGGGGUUCCCGUGCAGAGGAGGAGCUUGGAGGACGUUGACUUGAGUUGCAAGAUCGUUGACUUUGGAAAUGCUUGUUGGGAUGACAAGCAGUUCACACAGGACAUCCAGACAAGGCAGUACCGGUCUCCUGAAGUGGUCCUCGGUUCUGGAUACACGUUUUCGGCUGAUAUGUGGUCCUUUGCUUGCAUAGCUUUCGAGCUUGCCACCGGCGACAUGCUCUUCGAACCAAAGGAUGGCCAAGGAUUCAGCGAGGAUGAGGUACGCUGCAAGUAUAUUACAUAUUUGUUAGAUCAGAUCUCAUUCACCCCCUUCUGUAAAUGAUAUGAUUGACAACUUCAUCGACAUUGUUAUUGCAUAAUCAUGUUAGUUAUCCAUUUAUCUUGAUGAGGUAUCUUUCAUGCCCAUUAAUUAUUGAUAAGCAUUUAAUCGAAAUCGGAAUCGCAUAAUCUUGUUAUUAGUUAUUAUGAAAGCGAAUUUAAUUCCCUUUUGUAAAUUUUUGCAUGAUCUUGUUGUUCAUAUCUGGUGAGGAGCAUACUUGAAUUAGUUUGCUACUGACCCGUAAGCUUCUUCAAUACGAAAGGUACUUAGAUUAUGUACCUUUGACGGCUGUGAAUGAUAUCAGGAAACCAACAUAGCUGGGGAAAAUCUUACUCAAUAUCUCAGUCUUCGCUGCUCCCACACUUAAUCCCCUUCUCGUCCAUGUUCUUUCAUACACAACCUGCAACAAUUCUAUUCAGUCACCUGCCCAUGAAAUCUUUCCUCCUUUGUUACCUUCUCUCUUCUUUUCCUCUCCCUCUCUCUCUCUCUCUCUCUCUCUCUCUCUCUCUCUCUCUCUAGGUUGGGAUAAUCAGGUGUGGGUUCAUAACAUUGCUGCCCUUGGUAAUCAGAAACUACGGGAAGUUGCCUCGUUUCUUAGAAGAGUUCAACGUCUUUAUUUCAGGAUCACCUGGCUCUGAUGAUGGAACUCCUAGGGAAAAUACCUCGAAAGGUGAGCACACCCUGCCCAGACAUCUCUACCCUCAUCUCUCCAUUCUCUUCUUACAGCUGCCUGAUGCGGAUUCCUGUUGACCACAGAUUGCCCUGGGGGGGUCUCGGUCAAAGGACUACUUUGACCGCCACGGAGACCUGAAGCGGAUCAGGAGGCUGAGAUUCUGGUCCCUGGGUCAACUCCUAGUUGAGAAGUACAAGUUCUCGGAACAAGAGGCCAGCGAGUUUUCUGAGUUCCUCCGCCCAAUUCUCGAUUACUCACCGGAGAAGCGGCCAUCAGCUGCCGAAUGCCUGCAGCACGCCUGGCUCUCGGUCGACCAGAAGCCACCGUCAACUGACAGAACCAGCGAAGGAGGUAUUCUAGAGAAGGUGGAGACAGGGAUGAGCCAUCUCCAACUCAAGACGGCCAAGUGA
This is a messenger RNA of Spirodela intermedia, 2872 nucleotides long. The record is from the annotation of a GenBank genome assembly. NCBI's taxonomy places the organism in Eukaryota, Viridiplantae, Streptophyta, Magnoliopsida, Alismatales, Araceae.